AACAAUUCGACCUAUUUUGAGCUAAAGCACAGUGGCGCCGCUCUCAAUGUUCGCCGUCUCCACCGCAUUUCCACCGGAAGGGUGUUAUUAAGUUGAGAGAUGAAAACUGUUGAUAAUUCCAAAAUGGGUGAAGAUUUCUUUAAAUAUCUACCAUCAGAAAUCGUAGUAGAUAUCCUCUUGAGACUUCCCACUCGAGCAGCUAUGGCCUGCAAGUGUGUUUGUAAGCCAUGGCUAGGUCUGCUCGCUACUCCAGAGUUUGUGAAUUCACAUACGUCUAGAUCAGUCCUGGGCAUUGCUUUUGAAACACGCUCCAUGUCAUACAAAACCAUUGAAUUUGUGGAUGAGCUUGGCCUCGACUUAGAUGAGGAGCAUCGUUGGGAUGUAACCUUCAGCUUCAGACUCCCUUUUGAUGGACCGUUUCGUAGUUCAGUUAAUGGUGUGAUCUUUAUAAGAGACUUUGAUCAUGGUGAUCUUAUCCUGUGCAAUCCGAUCACACGUGACUAUAUCAAGCUCCCUCGUCCUAGACUCACUCCCCCAAAAGUUCAGGAUGAGUUGGAUAAUUUUGGAUUUGGAGUGAGCAGAAUGACGAGACAAUAUAAGGUGGUUUGGAUUCUCUCUUCAGUAGGCCAUUCUGAAAAUCCACCACCAGGAGCGAAUUCCCGAAAUGCGUGCCAAGUGUACACAGUUGGAACCGGAUCAUGGAGAAAUGUUCCCUUUGGUAUGCAGCUCAGGUUUAUUGGCGACAAUGGAGGGGUAUUUUUUAACGAAAAUCUUCAUUGGACGGUAGCGAAAACAAGAAAAGGCUCUAAUAGAUGGAUUGCUUGCUUUAAUCUUGAAACGGAACUUUUUAGCACCUUCUCUGCACCUCGUCCUCAUGGUAGAGGUUUUCUCUUUAGUAGGUCACUCUGUGUUUUGAGGGAUUGCCUUUGUGUAAGCGAUAUUUCAAAGGAUGGGUGCGUUAUAAUCUGGUUGAUGAAGGAAGACGACCGCAGUUGGACAAAGAUAUUUGUCAUCCCUGAAAGUGACAGACUUCCUGACAACAGUGGAGCUGAACGACUUACUGGUGCAGUUCAUAUUUGGCCGAUUAGAAUUUUUGAAAAUGGUGACGCCUUAAUGGAAUGGGAGGAUGGCAUGAUAUUCUACUACUCCAACAAGAGGAAAAAUUUGGACUACAACAUCAUGUCUCUAGGGGAUCGUGAUCCGUUCACCUGUACGAUCAUGUAUGCCUCGAGCUUUGUCUCCCUCAAGAGUUUUGUGAUGGAGAAUGUAUGCUCAUUUUGAGUUGUGACUGUGUAGUUUCUUUCAUGUCUCAUGGUGAAAUGCAUUAAUGGUGAGGAAUAUGAGAGAAUCUACAUCUAUUGCCAAGAUACUCUAAUUAUUAGUUUCUUGGGUUUUAUUUGUGAUAUGGAAUAGCUUUAUCGUGUUUAUUAAUUAGUUACACCCAUAUGUAAUUAAAAAAUAUUUAUAUAUU
Molecule: messenger RNA, 1471 nt
Organism: Salvia hispanica
Lineage: Eukaryota; Viridiplantae; Streptophyta; Magnoliopsida; Lamiales; Lamiaceae
Product: F-box protein At3g07870-like
Molecular function (GO): protein binding
Source: RefSeq, a predicted model, not a curated record